AUGCGGUCCCGGUUUCUUCGGGGAGCGGCCCGGUGUCUGUGGGCGCGGCCGGCCCUGGGCCCCAGCCGCCGGCCUCUCAGCUGCGGUCACCCGGCGGUGGAGGAGCUGUUCGCACGCGGCGGGCCCUUGCGGACCUUUCUGGAGCGGCAGGCAAGCUCUGACGCCCCGUUGCAGGUCAGGAGGCCCGAGCUGGUGGCGGCCGCCAAACUCCUGAGCGAGAAGGAGCAGGAACUGCGGGAGACCGAGCAUCUGCUACGCGAUGAGAAUGAAGAUUUAAGGAGACUUGCAGAGAAUGAAAUAACUCUGUGUCAAAAAGAAAUUACACAGCUGAAGCAACAGAUCGUUUUACUUUUGGUUCCCUCAGAAGAAACAGAUGAAAAUGAUUUGGUCCUGGAGGUAACUGCAGGAAUUGGGGGUCAGGAGGCAAUGUUGUUUACUUCAGAGAUGUUUGAUAUGUAUCAGCAAUAUGCUGCAUUUAAAAGAUGGCAUUUUGAAACCCUGGAAUAUUUUCCAAGUGAAAUAGGUGGCCUUAGACAUGCAUCCGCCAGCAUUGGGGGUUCAGAAGCCUAUAAGCUCAUGAAAUUUGAAGGAGGUGUGCACAGAGUACAGAGAGUGCCAAAAACAGAGAGGCAAGGCCGCAUCCAUACUAGCACUAUGACUGUAGCAAUACUACCCCAACCUACUGAGAUUAACCUGGUGGUUAAUCCUAAAGAUUUGAGAAUUGAUACAAAACGAGCCAGCGGAGCUGGGGGGCAGCAUGUAAAUACCACAGACAGUGCCGUCCGGAUAGUUCAUCUUCCCACAGGUAUUGUUUCUGAAUGCCAACAAGAGAGAUCUCAACUGAAAAAUAGAGAGAUGGCCAUGAAAAAGUUAUGUGCAAAACUCUACAGCAUGCAUCUAGAAGAAGAAACAAGUAAAAGAUAUAAUGCCAGGAAGAUUCAGGUUGGAACUAAAGGAAGGUCAGAGAAAAUAAGAACAUAUAAUUUUCCACAAAAUCGGGUCACAGAUCACAGAAUAAACAAAUCAGUGCAUGAUCUGGAAGCUUUUAUGAAAGGAGAUUACCAACUGGAUGAAAUGAUACAGUCAUUGAAAGACUAUGCUAAUUAUGAAUCUUUAUUAGAAAUUAUUUCCAAAAACCUUUAAGUCUAUUUGUUGUUAAUGUGUCUGGGAAAGCAGAAGAUGGUCCAACUAUUUGGACCUUUGCCACUGAUGUCAGACCCAGAUGGAGUUCCAGGUUCCUGGCUUCAGCCUGGCCCAGCCCUGACCACUGUAGCCAUUUGAAGAGUGAACCAGCAAUGGAAGCUGUCUGUCUCUCCCUCUCUUUCUGUAAUAACUCUGCCUUUCAAAUAAAUAAGUCUUAACAAAAAACUUCUAAGAAGUUCAAACUAAAAUACUAGAAAUACGGCAAUACUCAUUUUUUAGGGUCCAGUCAGGAGACAGAUACCAUAUCAUUAAUUCAACUAAUGGAAUUAGCUGUUAGAAGGAUGUGAAGAGAGAAAUGUGAUACACUAGGACUGAGAGGGUACUCUAAGACCAAGGGUAUCCAGGGAAGGAAACCUUUUGGAGAUUGAGCCUCAGCAGAUGUCCAUAUUAGGAUUCUCCAGAAGGUAGAACCAAUGUAUAUGCAGAGAUUUACUGUAAGGAUUGCCCAGGUUUCAGGAUGACAGUCUGAAGUCUGAGCCAGCAAAAGCUGAUGAUGAUGCAGUUCCAGUCAUCAGGCAGUCUGCUGGAGAUUUCUCUUGCCUGGAGGAAGCUGUUCUUUUUGUUACUAAGGUCAUCAACUGACCAAGUAAAGCCCUCUGACAUAAUGGAGUCUGCUUUACUCAGACUUCACUAAUUUCAAUCUCAAUGUCAAGUAAAAGCAUACUCACAGAAAUGCCCAAAAUAAUGUUUGAUGAAAUAUCUGGGUACCCUGUGGUCCAGAAAACUUUACAUAUAAAAUUAAUCAUCAUAGUAUCCAAACUUUUGCAACCUAAAUGCCUCCCUCCCAAAAGACCUACUUUCCAACACUUGAAUGUGCAUAGGGGUAGGUGUAGGGCACACAGAUUGUGGGAUAUGAUAAAGUGCUAUGGAAUAUAAAUGAAAGGGCAGUUAAUUCUGCUUACGGGGCAAGAUGCCCUUUGGGUUGAACCUUGAAAUUUAUACAAAGUUUCCCAGGCAGAGGAUCAGCAGGAGUGACAAUGCAUGCUUUAUAGUUAAAAUAACUCGGUAUAUGGGUUGUGCAAGAACUGGUAAAUUCUGAGAAUCUUAAAGACAGGAUUCCAGCUGCUUCUGCAACAACUGUGGUACUCUACUUUUUCCAGGUUUUCAAAGUUAAAUUUGAUGAGUUUAUAUUAGCUUUGCUCUCAUAAAUACAUUAAUUUUAGAAGGACUUGAAGAAUUUGGUACUUUUUGCCCUUCUGCCUUGUCGAGGACACAGUAUCCCUCACCUUGAGGACAAAGCAUUCUAAGCACUAUCUGGGAAGUCUGCAGCAGCACUCACCAGGUGUCAAAGCCCUGAUCUUGGCCUUAGCUCCAGAACUGUAAAAAAGUUUUGUGUUAUUACCCAACCUGUGGUAUUGUUAGAGCACCACAAAAUUGACUAACAUACUAUACCUGGAAGAUAACAUGUAUCAUGGAGUUGAUGAAGCUUGGUAGGUAAAGCCGUCAUCUGCCAUGCCCGCAUCCCAUGUGAGCACUAGUCUGUGACCAAUUCUCCACUUCUGAUCCAGCUCUCUGCUUAUUUGCCCUGGAAAGCAGUGGAAGAUGGCCCAAGUCUGUAGGCCCCUGCUCCCAUGUGGGAGACCUAGGAGACGCUUUGGACUCCUGGCUUCAGCCUGGUCCAGCCCCAGCUGUAGUAGCCAUUUGGGGAGUGAACCAGCAGAUGGAAGAUCUCUAACUCUGAAAUAAAUAAUAUUUAAAAAACAAGAAGGGCCGGUGCUGUGAUGUAGCAGGUGAAGCCACCGCCUGCAGUGCCAGCAUCCCAUGUUGGGGCUGGUUUGAGUCCCGGCUGCUCCAUUUCCAAUCCAGCUCUGUGCUGUGGCCUGGGAAAGCGGUGGAAGAUGGCUCAAGUGCUUGGGCCCCUGCACCUGCGUGGGGGACUCAGAGGAAGCUCCUGGUUCCUGGCUUAGGAUAGGCCCAGCUCCGGCCGUCGCAGCCAUCUGGGAAGUGAAUCAGCAGGUGGAAGACUUUUCUUUCUGCUUCUCAUAACUUUGCCUUUCAAAUAAAUGAAAAAUCUUUAAAAAAAAAAAAAAA
Oryctolagus cuniculus (rabbit) is the source of this 3234-nucleotide messenger RNA. RefSeq names its product mitochondrial translation release factor 1 like (gene MTRF1L). Gene Ontology annotation, molecular function: translation release factor activity. NCBI's taxonomy places the organism in Eukaryota, Metazoa, Chordata, Mammalia, Lagomorpha, Leporidae. Gene Ontology annotation, cellular component: mitochondrion. The record is from RefSeq and is a predicted model, not a curated record. Gene Ontology annotation, biological process: mitochondrial translational termination.